Messenger RNA from Cladocopium goreaui, 1600 nucleotides. Lineage: Eukaryota; Dinophyceae; Suessiales; Symbiodiniaceae. The record is from the annotation of a GenBank genome assembly.
AGGUCAAGAACAUGAUUGCGGAGCUUCAGGCAGCUCCAAAGUCAUCGGCUUCCAAAGAUCCUCCUGCAGCGGCUCCUGAACCAGCGCAGCCACCGGCGCCUGACGCGGCUGCAGCGCCCCCGGCAGCAGCGGCUGACCCUGCAGCACCGGCCCCAGCCGACGCAGUGGACCCGCCAGUGGAGCAGAAUCCAGCUGCAGCAGCGGAAAACGCAGAAGCACCGGCACCAGUAGCGGAAGCGCCGGUGGCAGAGCCGGCGCAACCAGCGGCGGAGACGUUGACGCCGGAGCAAAGGCAGGAGAAGGAGCUGCGCUGGCGCCGGGCCUUGGCCAAGGCCUUCCGCGAGCUGCGGCGCUCGGAGCACGUGAAGGCUGCGUUGGAGGUGGCGGCGCCGGGGGUCAUGGAGAAGACCAUGGCAGCAGAGGCAAAGGUGGAUGCAGAAAAGGAUCCCACACAGGAAGAGGAGGAGGACAGCGACCUCCUAUCGCUGGGCAUCGGCCCGGAACACGUGAAGCGCCUGCACGACGAGCUGGCGAGGCUCUUGGAGCUGGCGGAGAAAGGUGUCACCAAGCCCAGAGCCAUGGUUCGUGCCAUGCAGAUGCUCUACCUGGCCGAUUCCACUAGUGAGGCCAUUGCAUCCCUGAAGCCAGAGACUGCGGACGAGGAAGCCUUGCAACAACUGGCGGAACGCACUGAAGAGUUUGCCCCCGCCCUGGAAGCCAUGAGAUCCCUGGCCGUGGACCGAGAUGUCUUCGCACAUUUGGCGGAGGACUUAGAGGAAGAGCAUCCUCAGGUGCAUAGCUCCGAGAGUGAGGCGUCAGAUCUUGACAAGGAAUUGGUGGGCAAGAAAAUUGGGCCCGCGCCAGUCGUGUUGCCUCCUGGUUGGCGCAUGGAGUGGGUGAAGCGAAAGAAGAAUGAGAUGCGCGAAUUCGUGGAUCCGGAGGGCAACCGCUAUCGCAACGUGCGCGAGGUGCGCGCCGCCCUGUUGGAGUACGAGGCGCGUCAAGCCGCCCUGGCGGCCGCCAAGAAGGCGCAGGAGGCGAUGCAGCAGGCGGCGCUGGAAGCGGCCAAUGCAGCGGCCAAUGCGCCCAAGAGGCGGAGGUUGCGUGGCAAAUGUCCUCCCAGCGCCUUUGUGCCAGGCGCCCCAGCACCAGCGGCUGCAUCUGCAGUGGAGGAUGCCUUCGCUGAGGAUCUCAUGAAAGCCUUGGGUCUUCAGCCAGAGGCGGCCUCGCCGGCCAAAACGCCAGCGGCGCCAAAGGCGGACCCGGCGUCUCUGGCCAAGAAGGACGGGCCGCAGACCGGCUGCAAGGUGCGGUUGAAAGACUGCGAGAAGCCGACACUCAACGGAAAGCUGGGACGUCUUGGAGACUUUGAUGCCAAAAGCGGAUGCUGGGAGUGCUUCAUGGAGACUGGUGGAAAGGUUCACGCCAAAGAAGCGCAGCUGGAGCUGCUGAGUGGUGCUUCCACCGCCAAGCGAAAAGCGCCGCCCACCAGCGCCCGUUCGGCGACGGCAGCGACCGUCUCCAAGCGCGGCCGCGGCCGUGGCCGUGGACGUGGCCGGGGUCAGAAGGCGGCAGCCGAAGACUCGGACUAGCGGUGCGC